Calypte anna (Anna's hummingbird) is the source of this 5423-nucleotide messenger RNA. RefSeq names its product cannabinoid receptor 1 (gene CNR1). The record is from RefSeq and is a predicted model, not a curated record. Gene Ontology annotation, biological process: G protein-coupled receptor signaling pathway. The transcript has 2 exons. Gene Ontology annotation, cellular component: membrane. Gene Ontology annotation, molecular function: cannabinoid receptor activity. Lineage: Eukaryota; Metazoa; Chordata; Aves; Apodiformes; Trochilidae. Bases 309 to 1730 code for a protein of 473 amino acids.
GCCCAGCGCAUCGCCUGAGGCGGGCGAGCGAGGGCGGCGGUGGUCGCAGAGGAGGCGCCGAGGGGAGGGAAGGGAAGAAGGGAAGGCAGCCGGGGGAGAAGUCUCCCACCUCCUCCUUCCCUUCGCCGGCACCGCCUCCUCGGCGCUCCCCAGUGCUGGGGUGCCCGGGCGGGGCGGCGCUCCCGGUCCCUGCCGGGGGUCGGCGCGGCCGGAGCAGGCGGGGGACGUGGCCGGUGCCGUGCGGAGGGAAUACCUCUGAUGCAUUUUUCCCUCUCCCAAGUCUCUCUGAAACCAACAAGCCUGGGGUUAUGAAGUCAGUCCUAGAUGGCCUCGCAGAUACAACUUUCCGCACAAUCACGACAGAUCUCCUUUACGUGGGCUCCAACGAUAUCCAGUACGAAGACAUGAAGGGCGACAUGGCGUCCAAGCUGGGGUACUAUCCCCAGAAGUUUCCUCUCUCUUCCUUCAGGGGUGAUCCUUUCCAAGAAAAAAUGACUGCAGGAGAUGAUCCCCUGUUGAGCAUUAUUCCCUCAGAUCAGGUCAAUAUCACCGAGUUUUACAACAAGUCCCUGUCCACAUUUAAGGAUAAUGAGGAGAACAUACAGUGUGGGGAGAACUUCAUGGAUAUGGAGUGCUUUAUGAUCCUGAACCCCAGCCAGCAGCUGGCCAUCGCUGUGCUGUCCCUCACCCUGGGCACCUUCACGGUCCUAGAGAACCUCCUCGUCCUGUGCGUCAUCCUCCACUCCCGCAGCCUCCGGUGUAGACCCUCCUACCAUUUCAUCGGCAGCCUGGCCGUGGCCGACCUCCUGGGCAGCGUGAUUUUUGUCUACAGUUUUGUGGAUUUCCAUGUUUUCCACCGGAAGGACAGCCCCAACGUCUUCUUGUUCAAACUGGGGGGAGUUACAGCCUCCUUCACCGCCUCUGUAGGUAGCCUUUUCCUCACGGCAAUAGACAGGUACAUCUCCAUACACAGGCCUCUAGCUUACAAAAGGAUUGUUACCCGACCAAAGGCUGUCGUAGCGUUUUGUGUGAUGUGGACCAUCGCUAUCGUCAUAGCCGUCCUGCCUCUGCUUGGCUGGAACUGCAAAAAGCUCAACUCCGUUUGUUCGGACAUAUUCCCUCUCAUCGACGAGACGUACCUGAUGUUCUGGAUCGGGGUCACCAGCGUCCUUUUGCUGUUCAUUGUCUAUGCCUACAUGUACAUACUGUGGAAGGCUCACAGCCACGCUGUGCGCAUGAUUCAGCGGGGCACGCAGAAAAGCAUAAUCAUUCAGUCCACGGAGGAUGGUAAGGUACAGAUCACUAGGCCCGAUCAAACUCGUAUGGACAUCAGGUUAGCCAAAACCUUGGUCCUUAUCCUUGUCGUUUUAAUCAUAUGCUGGGGCCCUCUCCUCGCCAUCAUGGUGUACGACGUCUUUGGGAAAAUGAACAAGCUCGUCAAGACUAUCUUUGCCUUCUGUAGCAUGCUCUGUUUGCUGAAUUCCACAGUGAAUCCCAUCAUCUACGCUCUGAGGAGCAAGGACUUGCGACACGCCUUCCGCAGCAUGUUCCCCACCUGCGAAGGGACCGCGCAGCCCCUGGACAACAGCAUGGAGUCUGACUGCCAGCACAAACACGCCAACAACGCGGGGAACGUGCACAGGGCUGCCGAGAGCUGCAUUAAGAGCACAGUUAAGAUUGCCAAAGUUACCAUGUCUGUCUCCACGGACACGACUGCCGAAGCGUUGUAAGUCAGAGACUUCUCAGCGUUGUGAGGAAACGAGUUAGUUUAAAAAAAAACAAAACAAAACAAAAAACCAACAACAAACAAACCAAACCCAUGGCUUAACGUGUUUGUGCCCUCCUGUAAUUUUUUUUUUUUUUCUUGGUUUGUCAUUGUAAGCUGAUGAUUGUGUUAAAAGCAUUUCCAUCAGCCGGUUCUUCGGGUUUUACAAGAAGGGGUUCAAGCUAAAUUUUCAAAGGUUUGUUUUUUUUUCUCAAAAAGUGUUUACUGAACAGUAGUAAGUUUCCUGAAAGAGCACAGAGAAAAUACCAGGUUUGUGAUGCUUCCCUUUGAGGGUAUGAAGAAAAAUUGUGAAACCUAAUUGAGACCUAAUGCAUCCUAAACCAAUAUCAUAAAUAAGACAAAAAUCCUUGUAAUCAUGAUGUUCAUUUCAAUGUGAAAUAUAUUUCAUGUCUGUAAGUAAUAGGAGUUUUUGAUUUUUUCCAAAAGCGGCAGUGCUGAGUACUAGAAGUUUUGUAAAACGUGUUGUGUCCCGUGAAUUGUAUGCUGUUUUAUUGUGUGUUCUUGAUAUUUGUCUGAUUAAACAAAGUGAUAAGGUAGACUUCCGUGGAAAUAAUGUGAACUGUGAUACGUAAACCCCAUUGAAACCCCGUUCUUAGUGUAUUUGAAGAAUUCCUAUGAGCUAUUUUGGAAAUUUUACACUUUUGGUGGUCUUCUGUGGACUUAGAGGAGAGGCUUUGUGUUCUACUAAAGUUAUUUCCCCACUGCCUUUUACUUUCACAUGCAUACGAGAGUAACAGCAACAGAGGAAUAGAGGAGGAAAGUGAGCGAGGAAUGCACUGGUUCAGACUUUUAAAUACCACUGCGUUUAUACAGAAGGACGUUGAUGGUUGUACAGACGACUGCCCUCCUCUUGGGCAUUGUGUGAAUAUGAACACUGAAAUGUGAAGGUCCUGAAUAUUGCCUCCUUUAACCAGCAACUGGUUUUAAGCCACGUGCUGGUGCCGGACCACUGAAGACAGCAUGUGUCAGACUGAGUGUGCGAUGUUAUCACUGUGCAGUUGAUGUAUACUUGAAGUGUGUCACAUUCCUGUAUCCCAGGUUUAAGCAGAUUCAGAACCUGGGAUGCCAAGCUCCUGUCUUCGCUAAAAGAGGAGGAAAUAUUGUCAGACUUAGACAUUUUCUUAUUGUGUGAGCGUGUAUAUAAAUAAAUAUCUGUGUGUGUACGUGUGUGUGUGCGUGUGUGUGUGUGUAAGUAUACUAAUCAGUGUGAGUCAUGGUAGCAUAACUAAGAUAGGACACUUUGACCAAAUGUAAACUGUAUUUCUUGUUGCACGCUUUGCACAUGAAUUCUGUUUCUAAAAUUGAGUUCUUCCAACUGAUUACUGAUGAAAGUACCGUACUAAGAACAUCCCGAUCCACUCUGAGAGGUGCGUUCACGUGCUAGAGAAAGUAACCUUGUACUCGAGAAUAAGGGGAAACAAAGAGGCAGAGCACAGCAUGAACCUGCACUGACAACUGCAGUGGCUGUUGUUGGUGUUCCUGAAAAUUGAGAAAGCCAGAAAUAAAUGGUAAUUUGUUUUAAGGCCGUCAGUAUUCAAAUCUGAUGAUUAUUUGAAAUGAGUUGAGUCUCACUGUGAAGCCAGGAUACAAGGUUUGACACCAUCCGCUUGGAGAAAGAAGUUAGAAGGAAAAUGUUGACUUUGUUCUGUGGUGGCAUGGUUUCUGCAGCCUGGGACUUUCACAAGGAGUGUGUUCCUGGAUAGUCUGUGAGGUGGUAAUAUUCUGUAAUGCUGGUCUGAGUCAGAAGGUCUGGGUUCCUCUUCCCUGCUGCCUUGCUUUUUUGGACUAUUUUCUCACCCUUCUUCUGGCUGACUUCUGCCAAAAUAGCUGCAGAAGGUGGCUCAGCCCCUUAGCUGCCAGAUGCUUGCUGCAAGAGGGGUGGUGGCUCCUUCCAUGGCAUCAGGCGAGUGGAGCCAAACCCAUUCUGCCCUGACACCCAUCCUCAGGGUGACAUCAGGAGAGAGAGGGGCAGCAGCCCAGGUUCUCUGGUCACCCCAUGUGGUGACCCCAUGUUGUUUCUGAUACCUUGGUGCAGGCCAGAGCAGCUAGUAGCACAGCCUGGCCCAUUUUCAGCCAGGGGCUCUGUAGGGGCAGAGGUGGCUCCAAGGGGGCAGGGGUGGCACGUGUUAAAAGAUCUCAUCAGCGGAGGUGCUGAACAGUAGCUGGAAGACACAGGGGUACUUUCCUCCUCCCCUUCUGGUUCCUUGGGUGGUAGGACAGGGCACCAUACUCUGGAAGGGGCCAUGGCGGUCAGCUGGAACUGGCAGGUUGCAGAGGAUUCCCAGAGGAGUUACAAGUCCUCGUCCUAAAAGAUCUGUCUUGUACCUAGGCCUAAUCCAUCCUAAAGGAGUUCUCCUGAAGGAGGGGAGGAAAGCCCAUUUGAAAUGUAGAGGUAUUUUAAGAGCCAUUUUUGAAACUGUCUUCUUGGGAAUUAAACGCAAACUUUGUGGAUCUUUGUUGUGCAUUCAAGUUAUAAAUUUUACGUGAUAAAUCAUGGGACAAUGGGGCUGUCUUGGCACUUAACUUGGUGCUUACCAAUAUAAUAAGAAAUAGCAUCCUGUGAAACGUUACCGUCUAUCAUCAGUAUCUUCAUUUGCAUAAUGAGUUUUUCUAAAGCUCUGGGAACUGUGUUGGUUCACUUAGAACCAUUUAUUAAAGAGGUGGCAACGAUUUCCCUACACGUUGCACACUAAGUAGAACUACUCUUUCAUUAGAAAAACCUGCUGCCGUUCCAGGAGAAGCUGUGUUUAAACUUCAGCUUUAGGUAUUCCUAAUUUGCAGUUGCCUACCUUCACUUAGUGAUAGCACAGCCAAAACGAUACUGUGUUCCACAGCCACCCACACCAUCAUCAUCCACCAACCAACAAUAGUUGCAGUUAAGUAUGUGUACCAGUUCCAAGUGUCACGUAUCUACUGAGAAACCAUCUGUGUCACAUGUGUGCAGAGUUAGAUUCUCAACAGUCUAAGUGUGUAUCUGGAUAAUACAAUCUCCUCAAUGCUGUGCAAUCACUAUCCACAUCUUGCACUGGCCUUUCAAUGACAAUUUUAGUGUGUCUAUUGUGAGAUAGACAGCGCGUUUUACCUGCUGUUAUUGGGCUGAAUGUAUGUAAAUAAGUGGAAAAAAAAAAAAAAGUCAUCUGUACAAGCAGUGGCCUAAAAAGUCUGUAAUUGUAGACUAGGACAAUUGUUGAUAUUGCUGUGACAUCUCAAAUACUACCUUUGAAUAAACUGUUUACAGGGUCUCUUUGGAUGCUGUUUCGUAGUGAAAGGAAAAUCUUUCCUUGUGAUAAUAUGAGGUAAAGAAAUUGAGUUACCUGAGCUUUUUAUUUCCAGUGUUUCAAAGUGGAGAACAUAACUCUUUAUUGUCUGUAAAUCUAACAUUAUUACUUCCUCUUAGAAGAAUAUUGUAUCAUUAGAUGUUUGUUUGAGCUGGUAACAUCCUUGCAACUGCUGCAAUAUUUUUCAUUAGCAACCUGUAUAAUAGUUUGUAUACAAGUACUGUUCAGAUUGUCAUGAAAAGUAGCUUUGACCAUUUACCUACCAGUAGCAGAAUAGUAUUUCUGUAAGAUUUCCAGUGUAUUCCUACCAUAUCAUACUUUAUUUCUAGAAUGUAAUUAAACUGUUAUUUAUUCAAGGA